Gossypium arboreum is the source of this 1333-nucleotide messenger RNA. Its product is annotated as protein GET4-like. NCBI's taxonomy places the organism in Eukaryota, Viridiplantae, Streptophyta, Magnoliopsida, Malvales, Malvaceae. Gene Ontology annotation, cellular component: cytosol. Gene Ontology annotation, biological process: protein insertion into ER membrane. The record is from RefSeq and is a predicted model, not a curated record. Gene Ontology annotation, molecular function: protein binding. The transcript has 11 exons. Bases 83 to 1090 code for a protein of 335 amino acids.
GCCCAAACCAUUUGCCGAAAAAGGCCUUAGUUUGGAUUUUUUCCUUAACCGGAAAAACAAAAGAAAAUCAGAUCUUUCAAGAAUGAAAAGUGGAAAUCAAGUAAGAGAGAAAAUGUCGAGAGAAAAACCCAGAAGAGCUAAUCUUCCUCCUGUUCAAGAGAAUAUUAAUAAAUUAGAGAAAGUUAUAAGCGAUGGUAAUUCCUACGGAGCUCAGCAGAUGUACAAGUCUAUAAGUACACGAUAUGUAUCUGCUCAACGAUGUGCUGAGGCCUUGGAUCUGCUUCAUUCAGGGGCAUGCCUUCAGUUGAAGCACGGGGAGGUUACUUGUGGGUCUGAGCUUGCAGUCAUGUUUGUCGAUGCCCUUGUCAAAGGGAAAAUACCUUGUGACCCAGAGAUCGUUGAUCGUAUUCGGAAAAUCUACAAGCUGUUUCCGCAGAUUCCGGUGCCUAGUAACUUUGCAGUAGAAGAUGAUGUUCAAGAGCUUACCGAAGCUCUUGGGGCAGCAAAAACACGUCUUCAAAGCUGCUACUCAUUCUUAAAAGCUGCUAUAAAGUGGUCUGCAGGGUUUGGUGCUGACAAGAAUGGUGAUCCGCAGCUGCAUACUAUGCUGGCCGAGUACAUAUAUUCUGAAUCUCCUGAAAUGGACAUGGCCAAAGUGUCGUAUCAUUUCGUUCGAGGAAACAACCUAAAGAAGUUUGCAACUACUUUAGUAAACUUCAUGAGCAAGUGUUAUCCAGGUGAAGAUGAUAUAGCCAUUGCACGAGCCAUUCUUAUGUAUUUGUCAAUGGGUAAUCUUCAAGAUGCUAGUUCCCUUAUGGAGGAAUUAAAGAAGCAAGUGCAAGCCCAGGAGCUGGAAUUUCCUGUAUCUGAUUUGAUUCAGUUUAUCAAUUUACUCUUGCUAACGUUGGAAAAAGAGACGUUGCCUCUUUUUAAUGCAUUGAGAGUGAAGUACAAGCCUAGCAUAGACCGAGAACCCGCAUUCAAUGAGUUGGUAUGUGACAUUGCGGAAAAGUUCUAUGGCGUGCAGCGUAGAAAUCCAUUUCAAGAUAUGUUCGGAGACAUGCUGAAGGUGAGUGAUUUAUCCAACUAAUACUCAUCUUAUCUUAAGCUGUUUAUCAACAACAUUCCUUGUGCAGAUGAUGUGAUGAGUAGUCGGCUCAAAUCCCUUUCCAGUUUCUGAUUAGAGAAGCAAUUUCCUAUUUAUCUCCAAAUAUUUAUGAUAUUGUUUCCUAUUUAUUUAUAAUAUUAAUUAAUGUUAUACCCUUUGUAAACAAGAUGGAUCCAUUCUUUGGUUAAAUCAAAUUUUGCCCCUGAAUUAUUUGGUUAAAUCAAA